Messenger RNA from Effrenium voratum, 723 nucleotides. Lineage: Eukaryota; Dinophyceae; Suessiales; Symbiodiniaceae. The record is from the annotation of a GenBank genome assembly.
AUGCGGGUGGCGCGGGAAGAGAGCCGUGCCUGGCUACCGCGGGCCAACGAGCCCUGCAGCUACACGGUCAGUGGGGGCCUGGUGCUAUGGCUGCUGUCCCUUUGCUGCGUGGGCAUCACCCUGAGCAGCGUGAUUGCGGUGAAGAACUGCAAGGAGCAUUGCGGCACCGGCUGUAUGGACGCGGCGGGCUACGAUGUGGCCUGCCACGGCAAGGGGCAGGCGUGCUUCGACCUGUGCCGCCUCCAGCGCAGGUCAAUGACUGCGGAGCAGGACUGCAUUGAGUCCAGCAAAUGUGUCGACACCGCUGCGGCAGAGUACGCCAAGGCGAAGGCCUGUGAGGAGGCCGAGAAGUGCGCGGAGCAGGGCUUUCUGGGCACCGGCCCGGGGUUCCUGGUCAUGUUCGCGGUGGCCUCCAUCCUGCCAGUGGCCUCCACAGUGUGUAUGGGCCUCUUCAAGGAAGCCUUCCGAUGGGACGCGGCGACCCUCAAGUCGAUGACCUUCUUCGACGGGUGCGGCCGCCUCAUCUGGAUCUUAGGAGCGGCCCUGACAGUCUAUGUGGCCUACCUGCUGAUUGACACCUACAGCGACACCACCAGGAGGGGCGCCGCCUUCCUGGGCACAGUGGCCAGCGCCUUCGCCCUGGCGGUGAACUGCUGCGCCUGCGGCUUCAUGUGGAUCGCCAGGUGGUGCAUGUCCUCGGAGUAUCAGCCUCUGCCGCGCUGA